Molecule: messenger RNA, 1411 nt
Organism: Photinus pyralis (common eastern firefly)
Lineage: Eukaryota; Metazoa; Arthropoda; Insecta; Coleoptera; Lampyridae
Product: popeye domain-containing protein 3-like
Exons: 7
Coding region: 216-1394 (392 amino acids)
Cellular component (GO): sarcolemma
Molecular function (GO): cAMP binding
Source: RefSeq, a predicted model, not a curated record
AAGUGAGUUAUUAUAAGGUUAGAAAAAAAACGCAACCACUUUAAGGAGGGUUUCAAUUAUUGUUUCAAGUCUCAGAAAACUUCACAAUUAUCUCCAUCUACAUGUGCUACGCCUAACUAACAAUCACCACAAGAGGUCUCCACGUUUACAUUUAAACGAGCGCCCUUAAAUAUCGAUUACCAAAAACACGAAGGCGAAUGUAAAAGCGCACAGAAAUGACUGAACUCGGUUUGAAUGGCCAUUCAAAAUCGUUCGCGCGACACAUUUUGGCCGUAUUUUCGACAACGAAUACGACAUGGACUGAAGAUGAUCGACAUCUAAAUGAGACGCACGAUUCUGACUUUUGGUGGCCCUGGUGCUACCAGUGGAAAGACCUGCAGCACAUUCUUGUGCAUUUGGCGAAUGUAUGCUUUGUAAUUGGAUACGCAUCGACCUCGUCAAAGAAGGGACUUCUAUUUACGCACUGCUGGUUGAUUACAGGAUUGAUGCUGGUUUCGGCAUGGGCCUGGAAUGUGAUUUGCGCCCCGGAUGUUUUCACGUGGAGCUUUGCGUUUAUGUUACUAAACCUGGCGCAAGUUUUCCACAUCCUGUACCAACUGAGACCUGUCAAGUUCGAUCCUGAAUUGGAAGAGAUAUACCACAACCUUUUCUACCCCUUUAAGGUUUCAAGACUGCAAUUUAAACGAAUGGUUAGUUCAGAUUUUGCACAAAUAAUGUCUUUGCACGCCGGGGAGGCGUACGCCAUGCAAAAUCUUACACGACCCGAUCGACUUGGGCUACUCCUGUCCGGGAAGGUGAACGCACUGUGUGACAAUCAAUUCCUCCAUCCGAUUUUACCGUGCGAGUUUCUCGAUUCUCCCGAAUUUGAGUCGAGUAGAAAUACCAUCGAUGACAAAUUUAAGGUAUCCAUUGUAGCCGCAAGUAGCUGUCGAUAUGUUUUCUGGCAACGAAGCGCUUUGGAGUACUUGUUUGUUAAAGAAACGUAUUUGGCUACGGUAUUGACAACGUUAAUCGCGCGAGAUAUUACAACGAAGUUGUAUGCAAUGAACAAUAAAAUUGUUACUGCGAAAGGUUCGCAUUUAGAUAUCAGAUUGCCAAGUAUUACAUCGUCGUUAACGUCUGGGGGAGAGUAUAAGUCACCGAUCAGAAUUAAAAAAGAUAAUAUAGGGACCUGCCCCGGUUCGCCCGACGCCCUCUUGGGGGACAAGUGUCGCGAGAAAAUCUACCAGAAGUUUAAGGAGAACGGAUCCAUUUUGACGAACGGCAGAAAUAUCAGCGAAAUGGAGCCUUUAACUGAGUUACCAUCAACAGAUGACCUCACUUCGAACGAUGUCGAAAGCUGGCUGGAGAAUAGCUCUAAGUAUCAUAGCUGUGAAAUAGUCGACAUGGAAUAAUAAAUAAAUUAAUUAAA